This is a messenger RNA of Oppiella nova, 865 nucleotides long. NCBI's taxonomy places the organism in Eukaryota, Metazoa, Arthropoda, Arachnida, Sarcoptiformes, Oppiidae. The record is from the annotation of a GenBank genome assembly.
UUAUUAUUAGGUUUCCAGUGUAUAAAACUUAAGAUUUAUAUAACUAUUUCAUUUAGUCUUACGGUUAUAUAAGUUGCGCUCACAAUAGCUUACUGUCUAAUGCCUGUCAAACAUGUUUCAAACAGUGAUCACUGUAUUGUUCACAACUACUAUAGUGUACAUAACGUACAGAAUAUUCCGAUUCUAUGAGCGCCGUAAGCGCUACCCUAAAGGACCCAUACCUUUGCCAUUGAUUGGAAAUAUUUUGCUAUUUAGAGGCCAUAAAACACAUCCACUGGAAAGUCUGCUAUCGGUUCGGGCACAGUAUGGACCCGUCUAUACAUUUUACAUGGGGAACGACCCCUUCGUAUUCAUACACGACGUGAAAAUAGCCAAACAGUUGUUCAGUCGGACGGCCUUCUGCGGUCGACAGUCCACUCUAAUCGGCAAACAAAUUUGCAGCGACGGCGGCAGUGAUAUCAUAUUCACCGACUAUGGCCAGGGAUGGCAGUCGCUGUCAAACGUGUUCAAACUGGCCGUCCGUAAGUAUUGGACGAGCAAUCAUAUGAACGGCACCGUUAGGCAAGUGGUGGACACCGCCGUACGCGAGAUGAUCGCCGAGGAGGGGGUCGGCCGACCCUUUGAUCCCAAAGAUCGCAUUGAAGUCGCCUUUUAUUGUGUGGUUAUGUCCAUAGCUUUUGGGCGAAUUUUCACAUCAAAAGACCCGGAGUAUAGACGCCUACACGACAUAACGAACGUAUUCUUCCAAUUGGGCGAUAAGUUGGCGCUCAUUGAGUUCGUGCCCAUACUUCGUGUGCCGUUAUUUCAAUACGAGCGCCUCAUAUCUCACGUUCGGGUCCUCGUGGGUCAGGAGCUGCAUAACUAA